Dreissena polymorpha is the source of this 8253-nucleotide messenger RNA. RefSeq names its product sorting nexin-14-like. The record is from RefSeq and is a predicted model, not a curated record. Lineage: Eukaryota; Metazoa; Mollusca; Bivalvia; Myida; Dreissenidae. Gene Ontology annotation, molecular function: phosphatidylinositol binding. Gene Ontology annotation, cellular component: late endosome. The transcript is spliced from 31 exons. Gene Ontology annotation, biological process: autophagosome maturation. The coding region runs from base 207 to 2918 and encodes 903 amino acids.
UAGGUGUUGCUCUAGAUGGAGAACUAUCAUCCGAGGUACCAAGGGUCUAUGCUUGGUCCGUUACUUUUUCUCCUCUAUAUAAAUGAAUUACCUCAAUCUAUUACUUCUCAAGUUCGCUUAUUUGCAGAUGACACUGCCGUAUACCUAACAAUCAACAAUAUGCAUGACUGCCAUACUCUACAAGAAGAUCUAGAUAAACUAAUGAAAUGGGAACAUCUUUGGGACAUGGAGUUCAACCCAAGUACAUUUUCUUCACAUUAGCUAUCUGGUCAUUUGUGCUUGGAGUUGUAGCAGCAUAUUACAUUUUAAGUACUGACUUCCUCCUGCCCAGCUUGCUGCCAUAUUUCAGAUAUGAGAGACAGAGUAAAGUUGAUGCUACUGCUGAUGAUGAGCUCACGCUGAUGAAGACUCAGUGUUCAGUAUGUGGUCAGCGGAGAUGUCCACGGCACAGACAGGAACUCAAUAUACUGGCUUUCCAGCCCUGGACUGGAUUGGAGGUGCGAGAGACAGUAGACAAGGCAUUAGAUGAGUUUCUGACCAUUGUGCUCAAUGAAUUUGUCUACACCUGGUACAGGACUCUAAGUACAGAUGAGGAGUUUGUUGAUGAGCUGAGAACGUCCAUCCGCUUCCUGUUGUCGGUUCUCCUUAGACGGGCAAAGAAGGUUGAUGUCCCCAACAUGGUUAAAAGCAAACUUUUAAGGGCCAGUCUUCAGCAUCUGCAUGCCUUUUUGCAAGCCAGGAAACAAGGCAGGCCAGGUGAGGAUCUGCAGGAGGCCACACUUAGGCUGCUGGGUCCCAACCUUCACUACGCCAUGCAGAGCCGCAAGGGUGAGCUCGAGUACGUGAGGCGCAUGGUCGAGAAACUCUUCCCAUUUGUACUGAGACCGCAGGCUCUACAGUCCAGGGCAAUGUGUGCCUUGCUGCGAGAGAUCCUAGCAGCCUCGGUCAUCAUGCCUGCCAUGGAUGCAGUGGCCAAUCCAGACAUGGUGAACAAUAUAAUCCUGGUGUUUCUGGACCCGAACCCUGCGCCCCCUCCUCCGGAGGUGCCAUCGCCCUUGGUUCCGUUCCUGGCCAGCUUCAGCAACCAGAAGUUACCCUCCCUGGGGGAUCCAGACUUACCACCAAAAAUCAGCAAAUCUAGCCUGAGGUUUGUACUGGUGGAUGUGAUGGAUGUAGACUGCCCCAAGAUGCUCUACCCAUUCAUGCAGUUCCUCAAGGGAGAGGCAGCUGUCAAUGUGCUACAGUUUGCACUCUCAUGUGAGGACUUCAACAAGAAGAUACUGGAUCCUGAGUUAAGCCAGCAGGACUUGGUGCGCCUGCACUCGGACGUGUGUGACCUCUACAGGAACUACUUGGCUCCAAGCGCUCCUGACCGUAUCAGCUUUGAGGACUCCAUAGUCUCUGAAAUGCAAGAAAUUGUUACGGGAGACCCGGAAGAUGUGAUCAAGCUGCGUCGCUCUACACCAAUGUUUCGUGCGUAUGAACAUGUAUACAACCUCCUCAAUCACACCUUCCUACCGCUGUUCCAUCAGAGCGCGGAGUACUACACUAUGAUAUGUGGGGAGCGACUAGCCUCUCAGAUGAGUCGAUCUACGCCCAACCCUGUCAAAAAGGGGAAAACACUCUCGGUAUUGGGCUCAAAAAUCAGCAAAGUCUUCAAACCUUCAGACACGAGGUCCCUGAACUCCCUGGAUAUGCUGGGCAUUGAGAACACUGAAGAUGCAGACACGGUCACUGUGGUAUCGACGAGCUCCCUGGAUGAUGAAGUCUCUGUGUCAGACCUGGAUGCUGCCCUGGACCACGAUCUGAGUACAUGGAGAGUUACCAUCCCCCGCCUGGGAGCCCGGCCAGACCCGGAGAAUCCUAAGAAACAAUUCUUUGUGUUCAUUGUGGAAAUACGCCGUGUAGACAUCCCUAAUGUUCAAGCCAAGGAGGUCUGGUCAGUGGCAAGGAAGUACCAGGAGUUCUACAUCUUGGAGCAGAAACUGAAAGAGUUUCAUGGAGAGAUGGAGGACUGCAGUCUUCCGGAGAAGAAGAUGUUUGGCACCAACAAGUAUGAGUUUAUAGACGGCAAGCGGGAUGCGUUGGAGCAGUACAUACAGAAGCUUCUGACGCUGCCAUAUCUGAAAGGUAGUCAACUCCUGUACACCUUCCUCACUUCUGACAAGGCAUUCGACUUUGGACUUGACAUCAACAUUGGUCGGGCAUUAAACAAGAUUCCAGGGAAGUUGGUUAAGGAGAAAGGCAAGCAUUUAGAGUCGUUUCUGCAAAGCUUUGAAAAGAGUAUAGAGGCAAAGGCUCCUACCCCGGGGAAACGUGAAAGGAGAGACUCGGAAACUUCUCAAUUGUCCAACUCCAGUCUCAAGUUGUGUCAUUCAAUGUAUGAGAACAACGCUAAUGGCCUCGAUCUACGUGACAGCCCUCCAGGCAGUCUGCUGGCUGACCAGAAACAUGUCGAGGGCAUUUAUGACACUCUCAUCUAUAUUGCUAGGAACGUGUAUUGUGUGCCUGUCUGGCUGCACCAUGUACUGUACACUGCCCGCAUGUUCGUCAAGGAGACACUGGAAGGCUACCUUGACUGGUACAUCGACCACAAGGUUACCAUGGUGACCCAGGAACAUAGACUGGUCUCUCUUGUGCACUUGCUGAGAGAUGUGCUGUUUUAUGACACCAGUCCUCCAAGAAUGGACGAUGAGAAGACUGCCCGGUUUCAGGAAACACUAACCAGCUGUCUCAACUUCCUGCCAAAGGCAGCUGUCCUAGCUAUGGGGGAUGAACUUCAUCAGGCCGGAACACAGACUAUCCUGAACUGUCUGCAACAACCAAAGCUUAAUAAGCAGUUGAGCUACGCAUUCCUGGACAUAGUCAUUCUGGAGCUGUUCCCAGAAGUAUCCACAGAUACACCCACGUCUCCUUGAGGCUUGAACUGCAGCACACUCGAUAAUCAAGGGGCCUGCAGUCCUCGGAACCAGUAAACCAAGCUCUGGUUCUUCAACUGUGGUCUCGAUAUGCAAAAUUCACACGUCAGUCAAGAAUCCAUGUAUGCCCCUGACACAGCCAUACAAAAUACUAUGUUAACUUGUUAACCUUAUAUUUCAAUUUUACUGGUAACUAGAAAUAUGAAAGUGCUUGUUUGCAGUAACAGUUAUUCAUGUACAUGUAUAUCAUCAUUCCUGCAUGGACGAGCGACACAGUCUAUGAUUGAAGAAUGUCUAUCAGUAGUAAUAUAUCUGUGAUACUGUGCAUGCAUUUGCUGUUCAAUAAAUGUGCAAUACUUUGAAUUUGGCAAAACUUUGACUUCGUAGUUACUGCAGUUUCAGUCCAUUCUAUGUUUGAGUUGCAGAAAAAAGCUUUAUAUUGGUCUUGCAGAAAUUUAGUUAAGAAAUUAUUGCUUACUGCUCUUAAAACAGGAAGCGCAUAUAUUGUCACUUGUUUGUCAGUCUCUUCAAUUCUGAUGUUUACAGAGAUGUCUCCCCCCCCCCCAUAAUUUUAUGUCAUCCUUAUGUUGGACACAUAAUCCCCCACCAUAGGCGGAGGGAUAUUGUUUUGGCGUAAUCCGUCCGGCACUUUUGUUUCUGGAGCCAUAUCUUGGAAGUGCUUUGGCAGAUUUCAUUGAAACUUUGUAUGAGUAUAUAUAUAUGGAUAAGAUGAUGAUGCACGCCAAAUGGCAUUGUACACCAGCUGUUAAUAACAGAGUUAUGGCUCUUUGUAUCUUGAAAAAAAAUGGCACUUUUGUGUCCGCAGCCAUAUCUUGGAAGUGCUUUAGCGGAUUUCAUUGAAACUUGUAGUGAGUAUAUAUAUGGAUAAGAGGAUGAUGCACACUAAAUGGCAUUGUACACCAUCUGUUAAUAACAGAGUUAUGGCCAUUUGUAUCUUGAAAAAAUGCUUUUUAAUACAAGCUUAGAACUUUUAUCUCCAUUAACACAUGAGCCAGAGCCACGAAACUUGCCAUAGUUGUUCUCAAUCAUCUGGGGGUGCUUCACAUUCAACACCCAUAAUCCUAGGGGCUAAGGUCACACAUUGAGGUCAACGGUCACAAAUUUGAAGAAUGAUUAAUUAUUAUGCCCCCCUUCGAAGAAGAGGGGGUAUAUUGCUUUGCUCAUGUCGGUCCGUCCGUCCGUCCACCAGGUGGUUGUCAGACGAUAACUCAAGAACGCUUGGGCCUAGGAUCAUGAAACUUCAUAGGUACAUUGAUCAUGACUUGCAGAUGACCCCUAUUGAUUUUGAGGUCACUAGGUCAAGGUCACAGUGACCCGAAAUAGUAAAAUGGUUUCCGGAUGAUAACUCAAGAACGCCUACGCCUAGGAUCAUGAAACUUCAUGGGUAGAUUGAUCAUGACUGGCAGAUGACCCCUAUUGAUUUUGAGGUCACUAGGUCAAAGGUCAAGGUGACCCAAAAUAGUAAAAUGGUUUCCGGAUGAUAACUCAAGAAAGCAUACACCUAGGAUCAUGAAACUUCAUGGGUAGAUAGAUCAUGACUCGCAGAUGACCCCUAUAGAUUUUGAGGUCACUAGGUGAAAGGUCAAGGUCACGGUGACCCGAAAUAGUAAAAUGAUUUUCUGAUGAUAAUUCAAGAACGCAUAUGCCUAGGAUCAUGAAACUUUAUAGGUUGAUUGAUCAUGACUUGCAGAUGACCCCUAUUGAUUUUCAGGUCACUAGGUCAAAGUGACCCGAAAUAGUAAAAUGAUUUUCGGAUGAUAACUCAAGAACGCAUAUGCCUAGGAUCAUGAAACUUCAUAGGUAGAUUGAUCAUGACUCGCAGAUGACCCCUAUUGAUUUUGAGGACACAAGGUCAAGGUCACGGUGACCCGAAAUAGUAAAAUGAUUUUCGGAUGAUAACUCAAGAACGCUUUUGCCUAGGAUCAUGACACUUCAUAGGUACAUUGAUCGUGACUUGCAAAUGACCCCUAUUGAUUUUCAGGUCACUAGGUAAAGGUCACAGUGACAAAAGUCGUAUUCACACAAUGGCUGCCAGUACAACGGACAGCCCAUAUGGGGGGCAUGCAUGUUUUACAAACAGCCCUUGUUUAGUCAUUCCUUUACUAUGCAUCAAGGGAUUCUGUAAUAACUGUCCACAAUUGUUCUCUAUUGUCUAGCGAAAUGUCAAAUAUAAGAUCCAGGUUGCUAGGGUCAUGGUCAAAGUAACACACAAGGUCAAAAUCACACAUUUUGAUUAAAUAUGCCUUAUUUGGUAAGGAUUCUACCAUACUAAAAUGGAUUCUCAAAAGGUCCUGAUGUAAUUGUUCUCAAUUAUCUGGCAGUGGUCUGCAUUUUAUUGUCUGCAAACCAAUCACUGGAACAAAUGAGUUGAAAAAAAUUGACAUAAGGCACAACCCUUCACUUAUACCUUUUCUUUUAGUUUUUAGUUCUACACCCAUCCAUAGACUAAACUGAUUUGGCGGGGAUAUCAAUUCAACGAAUUUGCUUUUUUUUUUAUGCCCCCUUUCGAAGAAAAGGGGGUAUAUAGUUUUCAAGUUCGAAUAUGGGUCAUGCAGGGUCAAAAACUAGGUCACAGGGUCACUUAGUGCAUUUCAAGGAUUUAGCAUGGUGUCCGCUCUCUAAAUGAAGUAGUUUUCAUCUGAUCUUUACCAAACUUGGUCAUAAGUUGUAUCAAGACAAUAUCUAGGUCAAGUUUGAAUAUGGGUCAUGCCGGGUCAAAAACUAGGUCACGGGGUCACUUAGUGCAUUUCAAGGAUUUAGCAUGGUGUCCGCUGUCUAGUUUAUGUGGCUUUCUGAUUUAUUUUGAUAUUCUAAGACAUUUUUAUGCCCCCGAAGGAGGCCAUAUAGUGAUCGGACUGUCCGUCCGUCACACUUUGCGUUUAGAUUUCGAAAAAUGCUCAUAACUUCUAUGUCGCUUCAGAUAGAACUUUCAUAUUUGGCAUGCAUGUGUAUAUGGACAAGGCCUUUCCAUACGCACACAAAUUUUGACCCCUGUGACCUUGACUAAGCUUAGGGUCCGCGUUUAGGUUUCGAAAAAAAGCUCAACUUCUACCAAGCGUUUAUAGGGGGCAUAAGUCAUCCUAUGGUGACAGCUCUUGUUUAAAGAUAAUUUCAGGAACUACACGUAGAAAUGAGCUGUGCUCUGUGAAAAGGGGGUUUAAUGCCUGUGCAGUCAGCACAGGCUAAUCAGGGACGACACUUUACACACAUGCAUUAAACCCCUUCUCACAGAGCAUGGCUCAAUUAAAUUUAUAACUGUGUAUGCAGCAUCACAAGAAGGGAUCACAUAGGGCAUAUAGUCAGUAUAACUGUGUAUGCAGCAUCACAAGAAGGUAGACAUAGGGCAUAUAGUCAGUUUGCAAAUGCAGCUCACAUUCCAAAGUUUUUAUGCAUACAAACAACCAUGGACAAUAUAUGUUAUUUUUUAAUCAUACACCGUCAUAUUAACUGAACAUUUCUUUAUCUGAUUUCAAAGUAGCAAAAAAUGUACAGUAAGAUGCCCUAAACUAAAUUGCAUAAACAUUCCAAUUUAAGUGGAAUACUGAAAUAUCAGCAACUGUGUGAUGCACUAUGCACGUCAGACAUAAAUUCCUUUCGUUUUCUAGAUUAUAUUGAUAUGCGCUGCAUAUCAGGACAAUGACAAUGAACUUAAAAACCAAACACUAACUUUUAACAUGAUCUUUUAACUGUUACCUUUUAAUCUGUUGUUCAUCUGUAUUAUUCCUUUUUAUUCACCUGAGCAUCUACACAGGGCAUAUGACAGCCAAAACAUAUUAUAUAUGCAUUACGGUCCGUAUUAUUCACGACCGUUUUACACAUAAACAAUAUUCUGGUUGUACGCCUGUGGAUUAUUUUUAUUUCGUUUCCGAAUAACUUAUCCGAAUGUGAGUGCUGUCACCUGCCUCGUGAUUUUCACUGUUGUUGUAUUUGUAUUUUAAUCUCAUCUUUAGCACUAUGUAAAACAUUAUUAUGUAUAUUACAUUACUGCUGAGUAAUAAUGACCACAGUUACAUAUUAACAGUUAUUUUACGAUAAAACUUAACUUGUCCAUGAGACACCGGUUCAUUGUCAGCCAUUUGUCGCAGUGCUUUAUGGUCUGAUGAGUCAUCUCUUUUAAAAUAGCUUUCUUCACGAUGUCUUAUUUUAGAUCAACGGUAAGGUUUACAUGUUCUAGUAUUUGACCCUUUUGUAUUCGUCGUUUAAAGAGACAUAUCGACUCUGAUUAUUUUCAAUUCUUGAAGCCAUUUUCUCAAGUGCUAGACGUUGCUUAGUGAGCGUUCUAAUUCCGACCAGUUGGUCGCCCCGAUUUGGCCAUUUUUGGGGCGCCCAUGGCCAACUGGCCCGCUCAAUGACCAGUUAUGGCCUUAAAUGACCUUGUUUGGCCACAUUUGCCCUUACGCUAGUAUAAAAGGACGACCAAUUUUUGGUCAUCAGCUCAAUCUUUUUUGUAUUAACUCAUUCUUGUUCUUUCAUUUAUAUUUUUGCAUAUCAACCAUCAUUGUUUACUUUUUCUUAAAAGUACAAAGUCAGCCGUGGGAAAAUCUAUUUUAAAACGGAUUGACCUACUGGCAAUCCUUAAUAAGAAAUUUCGGCCAAUCAGCGCCAUCGUUAUAUAAACGCAUCAACCAAUUAAAACGCCGCUUUUUAACCGCGAUAGGCCUAUUCACUGUAUAGCACUGCGUCUUUUUAACGCUUCAUAUAAAGGUUAUAUAUUUUUAAACCAAUAGAUUUUUAUUAAGGCACCGCACCAACACUGCAAAGUUUUAUAUUUAUACCAAUGGUACAGCCCAGUAAAAUCGGGCUGUCCAUUUUAUGGCCGUUUUCGGCUUUUUAUGCAGAGUUCUAUGUUAAGCAGUGUGCUCGGGCAAUGGUUUUUAACCGAAGUCCCGAGGGUAAAUAACCCCAAUAGUCAGUCGGUCAUCAGCUCAGUUCCAUCACGAAAACUUAGAGGCAGGUCCUUUAAUAAAAUUAACAGCAAAAGCUUAUAUUCACUUAUAUUUAUUUGAAAGAGCUCAUUUAACAUCAUACUUAAAGUACUUACCUGUGGCAUUUCAUUACGACAUUUGAAAGCAUUUAUUGUCAUUUGAUGUACUUAAAAUUGUUGCCAUUAUCAAUUGUGAAAGACUCAAACAUUAAACAAGUAAACUUGUAACACUUCAAAUAACAAACUGUAGGAAAUCUUAUGCUCAGGUGAAAAUACACCAACUGCCUUUAUAAGACUAUAAUACAUACAUUUACUAAUGUAAUGAUUUUUGAGUUGCAUACAGCAAUGAUUAUUUUGUUCAACGUGCGACAAUAAAAGUUAAUAACUUUU